UGUUGGGUUCCGGUGGACCUGAAGAGCCUGGGAAACAGAGCAUGAUGGAAAAUAGAUUCUGGGAGCAAGAACUGGCGGAAGCGUCUCUGAGAAGCACCGUCCACGAGGGUGUGCGGGCCACAAAGCAGGCACUGAGAGAAAGACGCUUUGACCAGGAAGAGUCCGAUUUCUGGAGAAUGGAGUCUGGUGGGACGGGGAGGCAUGUGCGCGUUGCCGGAAGUGACGCUAUUCAGGCGCGUCCCGUUUGGCGCGAGAGCAGUACCUGGCGUUUGGCAGUACCUACAGCCGCAGUUUCUGAGCUCCGGCAAGUAGCGUGCUGCGGUUUUUUUCACGCGGUGUUCUGCUUGAGACCUAGUCGUUAGUUGCGCCUUGGGUUUCCUAGCCGAGGCCUGGCUGUGGCUAGGGAGACGUUGAAAGACCCGGCUUGGAUAGGCCCUAUCGGAGCUCCCAGGGCCCAGCACCGCAGGCUUAGAUCCGGACUCGGAGGGGAGAGGCUGGGAGAGAAGAGCCCAGCAGUAGGAGCAGGUCUGGAGAGUGGGGCUGGAGCUGCAGUGAAACCACGCUGACGCCCAGAGAACUGCUGUAAGGCGGUGGCGCGUGGUGAGACCCAGAUGCUGGAGGAAGGAGAACCACCUUCUCUGGACACUACCCCGAUCCGAGAGAGCACAGGAGAGGAAGGAAUGGUGGCUGGCCUCCUCACAGCUGGGCCACAUGGACCCACACCCUUCAGCAGUAUGACGGUAGCUUUUACCCACGAAGAGUGGAGGCACUCAGUCCCCGUUCCAAGGGACAGGUCCAAGGAGGGGAUACCAGAAAAGUCCAGGAACUUGGUCCUACUGGGACUUCCAGUUUCCCAGCCCGGCAUGAACUCUCAGUUGGAACAAAGAGAAGGCCCAUGGAUGCUGGAGGGAAAGGGCCUAAGGAGUACCUGUCCAGACUGGAAGAUUGUGUCUGAAUCACCAGAGCAAGACAAUUCUGAAGACUCAUUCCAAGACCGAAGUGGAGAGAGGCCCUCUGGGGAGUCAGAUCACAGGCACAGUGAACUGGUGAAAAGCUUCAAUCUGAGACCAGUCCUUUCUCCCCAACAGAGAGUUGCUAUGGAAGUGAGGCCCCGUAAAUGUGAAAUGCAAACAAAGAACUUCAGGAAGAAUUCAAAGAUCAUUAAGUCUCACCGAGUGAAACCGUACACCUGUAAUGACUGUGGCAAAGCCUUCAGCUACUGCUCUUCCCUUUCUCAGCAUCAGAAGAGCCACACUGGGGAGAAGCCUUAUGAGUGCAGCGAGUGUGGGAAGGCCUUCAGCCAGAGCUCGUCUCUCAUCCAGCACCAGAGGGUUCACACGGGAGAGAAACCUUAUAAAUGCAGCGAAUGCGGAAGGGCCUUCAGCCAGAACGCAAACCUCACAAAACACCAGCGAACUCACACUGGAGAAAAGCCCUACAAGUGUACCGAGUGUGAGAAAGCCUUCAGUGACUGUUCGGCCCUCGUCCAGCACCAGAGAAUUCACACUGGAGAGAAGCCCUAUGAAUGCAGCGACUGCGGGAAGGCCUUCCGUCACAGUGCCAACCUCACCAACCACCAGCGGACGCACACCGGGGAGAAGCCCUACAAGUGCAGCGAGUGCGGGAAGGCCUUCAGCUACUGUGCAGCGUUUAUUCAGCAUCAGAGGAUCCACACAGGAGAGAAACCCUACAGGUGUAAGGUGUGUGGGAAGGCCUUCAGCCAGAGCGCCAACCUCACCAACCACCAGCGGACUCACACAGGCGAGAAGCCCUACAGAUGCGGCGAGUGCGGCAAGGCCUUCAGCCAGAGCACCAAUCUCAUCAUCCACCAGAAGACCCACACGGGGGAGAAGCCGUAUAAAUGCAACGAGUGUGGGAAAUACUUCAGUGAGAGCUCAGCCCUCAUUCGACACCAUAUAAUUCACACCGGAGAAAAACCCUACGAAUGCAAUGAGUGUGGAAAAGCAUUUAACCAGAGCUCAUCCCUUAGUCAGCAUCAGAGAAUUCACACUGGUGUGAAACCCUACCAGUGCAGCCCGUGUGGGAAGGCCUUCCGGUGUAGCUCAGCUUUCAUUCGACAUCAGAGACUCCAUGCUGGAGAGGAGCUGGGGACAUGACCAGCGUAGAUGGGGACCUGACAGGUACUCUGAAUGCAUCCGGAGACAGCUAACUUGGUAGCCAGAGCCACAUGCAAAAAGUACCUUUAAUAAAGUCAGAAUUUUACGUGUUGCAUGUGAAAUGAAAGGUCGCAAUUCUUUCUCAACAUUUUCCACAAGCUUAAUUAUUCAGUGGGCCAAGUGCUUUGUGUAGCAAGCACUCCAGACACCUUGGUUUUUAAGUUGUGAGAGACGACCUGGUUCCUCCUUAAAGGCUGUUUUGGGUAAUGGUUCUGUUCUCUCCUUGAAUGCAGGCUGUUGCUAAAGAAACAAGAACACUGGCCAGGAAUGAGCCUUUCUCUAUAAUGGGGCCACUAAGGUGUCUGAUUUGGGGGAAUAAAUAAAUCCAAGAAAGGGCUUUUAGGGCCAACCAUUAAAUGCUGCAAUCUCAUUGGGGGUUGGUAAGGGAUUCACUCCCUCCCUAACACUGAUGACAUGAAAACCUAAACACAGACGCAACUCUGGAAACACUGCCGUGCCCCAUGUCCACUUGAUGCACUUCUAGUGCUUGUCACAGCUGUCAAGAAACCAGUCUGA
Hipposideros armiger (great roundleaf bat) is the source of this 2693-nucleotide messenger RNA. RefSeq names its product zinc finger protein 79 (gene ZNF79). Bases 612 to 2117 code for a protein of 501 amino acids. Lineage: Eukaryota; Metazoa; Chordata; Mammalia; Chiroptera; Hipposideridae. Gene Ontology annotation, molecular function: RNA polymerase II cis-regulatory region sequence-specific DNA binding; DNA-binding transcription factor activity, RNA polymerase II-specific. Gene Ontology annotation, biological process: regulation of transcription by RNA polymerase II. The transcript is spliced from 5 exons. The record is from RefSeq and is a predicted model, not a curated record.